Messenger RNA from Budorcas taxicolor (takin), 4891 nucleotides. RefSeq names its product solute carrier family 41 member 1 (gene SLC41A1). Gene Ontology annotation, cellular component: plasma membrane. NCBI's taxonomy places the organism in Eukaryota, Metazoa, Chordata, Mammalia, Artiodactyla, Bovidae. The record is from RefSeq and is a predicted model, not a curated record. Gene Ontology annotation, biological process: monoatomic cation transport. Bases 992 to 2536 code for a protein of 514 amino acids. The transcript is spliced from 11 exons. Gene Ontology annotation, molecular function: monoatomic cation transmembrane transporter activity.
GCGGGCAAGAAGGGAUUGGGGGCGAGCGAGCUCGGCCCCACGGCUCGCCGUCCGGACUGCCCCCCGCCCCGCCUGGGACGCGGCGACCUGUCCUGCCCGCCCGGGCCACCUACCGCUCGUGGAAGCAGAGCGGCGGCCUCGCUCGCCCAGCGGCGAGGCGAAAUGUAGCAAGUCGGGGGCCGCGGCUGGACGCUCGCCUAGGCUGGGGUGUGUGUGUGGCGGGGGGCAUCCGGGGGCCGAGGAGGACUGCAGAGGAGGAGGAGUGAUGAGAAGAGGGGGACUCUUGCCUCCCCCGAGACCACGGGUCCCCGCCGCCAGUCGCCAGGCGCCCCCUUUCCUCCCGAGUGAGGGGCAGGUGUUCCAUCCAGAUUCUUGGGACUGUGAGGACCAGGGAUUUGGGAAGAUACAGGGUCUUCCCAGAAAGGAAGAAGGUCUCUGGAAAAAAGGAGAAAGAGGGCUGACACUGCCCUGGGACCAGCAGAGCCAGAGGAGCUGUGGGCAGCUGGCGGAGCCCAACCAGAGGCCCCCCCAGGCCAAGUCUGCCUGCGGAAGGAUCUGAACUCGGGCUGCUUGUCAUCAAAGCAGGGCCACCUCGGAGGCACCCCACACUUGACCCGGCUCUUCUGCUCUGGAUGCCCCUGACUCUGAAGAGUCUGCGCUGAGAACCAAAGAAGUUAGGAGGCCAGAGGAGCUCCCCCCAAGAAGCUUCUCGGCCAGCUGGGUCGGGCACCUGCACGCAUAAGCGCCAGCUGCAGCGUCUGGUGCGGAGUUUCCUGCUCCCCUCCAGCUUGUGGCUUCAGUGCUUGAUGGGGCUGCCUGUCGGUGGAUCAGCUUCUGAAGCGCCCGAUAGGAGCGGAGAGCCGCGGGAAGAGGUCCCGCGGCCGCCGCGCCUGCGUUCACCCCAAGACUAAGUUCUUUCCCGAGUCAGAAAGGGAGAGAGAGCGGAAAAACAAAGAGGAGAGUUCCCCCCUUCUCCUCCUCCCUCCGCGACAUGUCCUCCAAGCCGGAGCCCAAGGACGCCCACCAGCUGAACGGGACUGGUCCCGCCGCCUCGGCCUGCUCUUCGGAGGGCCCGUGCCGAGAGCCCUUGGCCGGGACCUCGGAGUUCCUGGGGCCCGACGGGGCGGAGGUCGAGGUGGUGGUGCCUGAGUCUCGGGCCAAUGCCAAGGGCCUCCGGGAGGAGGACGCCCUGCUGGAGAACGGCAGCCAGAGCAACGAGAGUGACGACGUCAGCUCCGACCAUGGCCCCGCCGCCCCCUCCCCGCUCAAGGAGACCUCCUUCUCCAUCGGGCUGCAGGUGCUGUUCCCCUUCCUCCUGGCCGGCUUCGGGACGGUGGCCGCCGGCAUGGUGCUGGACAUCGUGCAGCACUGGGAAGUAUUCCAGAAGGUGACAGAGGUCUUCAUCCUGGUGCCUGCACUGCUGGGCCUUAAGGGAAACCUGGAAAUGACGCUGGCCUCAAGGCUUUCCACCGCAGCCAACAUUGGGCACAUGGACACACCCAAGGAGCUCUGGCGGAUGAUCACUGGGAACAUGGCCCUCAUUCAGGUGCAGGCCACGGUGGUGGGCUUCCUGGCGUCCAUCGCCGCCGUGGUCUUCGGCUGGAUCCCUGAUGGCCACUUCAGCAUCCCGCACGCCUUCCUGCUCUGUGCCAGCAGCGUGGCCACGGCCUCCAUUGCCUCCCUGGUCCUGGGCAUGAUCAUGAUUGGAGUCAUCAUUGGCUCUCGCAAGAUUGGCAUCAACCCAGACAACGUGGCCACGCCUAUUGCUGCCAGCCUGGGUGACCUCAUCACCUUGGCACUGCUCUCGGGCAUCAGCUGGGGACUCUACCUGGAGCAGGGAAUCUGGCAGUACAUCUACCCACUGGUGUGUGUCUUCUUCGUGGCCCUGCUCCCCGUCUGGGUGAUGCUGGCCCGGCGGAGCCCGGCUACAAGGGAGGUGCUGUACUCGGGCUGGGAGCCCGUCAUCAUCGCCAUGGCCAUCAGCAGUGUGGGAGGCCUCAUCUUGGACAAGACGGUCUCAGACCCCAACUUUGCAGGGAUGGCUGUCUUCACACCUGUGAUUAACGGUGUUGGGGGCAAUCUGGUGGCUGUGCAGGCCAGCCGCAUCUCCACCUUCCUCCACAUGAACGGGACGCCAGGGGAGAACUCGGAGCAAGCCCCCCGCCGAUGUCCCAGCCCCUGUACCACCUUCUUCAGCCCUGAUGUGAAUUCUCGCUCGGCCCGCGUGCUCUUCCUCCUCGUGGUCCCAGGACACCUGGUGUUUCUCUACACCAUCAGCUGUAUGCAGGGUGGGCAUACCACCCUCACCCUCAUCUUCAUCAUCUUCUACAUGACAGCUGCUCUGCUCCAGGUGCUGAUCCUGCUCUACAUCGCAGACUGGAUGGUGCACUGGAUGUGGGGCCGUGGCCUGGACCCAGACAACUUCUCCAUCCCGUACUUGACAGCCCUGGGGGACCUUCUCGGCACCGGGCUCCUGGCACUCAGCUUCCACGUCCUCUGGCUCAUUGGGGACCGAGACACAGAUGUCGGGGACUAGCCCGGUCACUCAACCUUCUCUCCACCUGUUUGAAAUUUUUUUCAAACACUUCCUGUUUGAAUUUUUUUUUGUGGGGGCGGGGGGGGCGGUCUUCUUCCCCCGCCCUCAUCCCACUCGACACUCCCAUCUCUUUCUAGGACUUCACGUGGAUACCGAAUUCUCAUUAUUUUCAAUGGGAAUUUUUAUACAUUGAGCCAAGUUUGUAGAGUAAGAAUUCAGACAGGACAGAGGGACUGAGGUGAACAGUACAAGUAGGUGUUUGGGACAGUCACCAAGUGCAACUGCAUGGUGGGUGACUCCAGGGGAGAGGCCUGGGGCAGGGGUCUCCGUCUAGGAUGUGGGGACAGUUGGUUUAGCUUUAGCAAACUCCAGUUCUGGUUUGGGGAGUUUGUCUUUGUUUUCUCUUCUUCUUUUUGGUUGAACAGAGGGAUAAAUGUCGCUUUCCCCUCCCCCCACACAUACGUUUUCUAGAAGUGGACCAACUUCAAAGCCCUAAGCAAGAGACAGCUGCUCCUAGCCCCAAGUAAUCCUAGCCCUGUUCUCUGCCCUGCUCUCCAAAAGGAUGAGGUGAACUUAAAUUAUAUACUUGCUCCUUACCCACCUGCCUGAUAAAUACCACCAGCCCCUCCCUCUGAUCUUUUUUCCAACUGACUGUCUCAUCCAAGAAGAAAUGAGCCGUGACCUGGUCUCCCUGUUGGCCCACGUCCACCCAUAGGUUUGCCAAAAUUGACAUCCUCCCUGGACCCAAAGACCUGAUUCUUCUUCCCUGUUCACCUUUAUCUCUAAUUAUUUCUAAGCAUGACCUUCCUCAGAGCUUGCUGCAUUGGCUUCCAAGAUUAGGGACAGAGAAUGGGUUUGUGGAGAAGCGCUGGGCAGGUGAUGGGUGUUUCACUGCUGCUGUUUGUCCCGGGGACAUAAUCACAUGGCCCCUGAGAAUCUCUUGCUUCCUGAAAUCUCAUUCUUUCAUGCCAUGGAGGUCAGUUUUCCUCUCUCUUGGCUUCUGCCCACAUCCAUCGUGUAUUCAUUCACUCAUUCAGCAAAUACACUGCUUCCCCAAGAGGCGCGCUUCUGCAGGCAGUCUGACAUUCACUGAGCGCUGUUGAUUGAGCGCCUACUACGCGUCCGGUCCUGUGCCGGGUACUGACUGGCCAGAGGAAACAGUCCCACCCUCGCCUCAUUCCCCAGGCACAGAGGCUGUGUGCCCUUUGCAGUCCAGAGAGAAAGUGUCCCCACUGCACUUCCCUCUUCGUCCAGCAGGGUCUGCGUCUUGACGCCGCUCCUGGCUCCCACCUGCGUGCAGCACUGGUCACAGCUCAGGCCCCGUGGCUCAGCCACUCCUGAUUUCCCUGCACUACCCUCUCUCACCCUCGCUUCCUUCCACCUCCUCACCAGUCACCCGAAAGAGGGUUCAGAUCUAGAAGGCCAGACAUCCACCCACAGCUUCCAGCUUACCCGGCCCAGGAGUGGGAGAACACUGGGGCCUCUGCACCCUCCCAGCACGUUACUGUGAACAGGUCAGAAUUCUGCUGUCCACACUCACGUGUGGACAGACCUGGGCAUUUGGAUGCAGGUUUCUUCCAGCCUCUCUGUCCAUAGCCUGCCCUUCAGCUCUCCCCCUUUGUCAGCUAAAGGGCCUGUCUCCAGAGGAAGGCCAGGCAGUGACCCCGCCUCUUAACACCACCCUGCCUCACCCCAAGGAACUUGCCCUACGCCUCUAAAGAUGCUUUCUCUCUCUGCAUUUCCACCCAAGCCACCGGCCAGAGCCUAGACCCUUAGACUUGGAAUUGUAGAGGUUACUCAGCUGGGGCUGCCCCCAGCAGAGUUCACUGACACCAGCCUGGCCUUGUUCCUGCUCUUCUCGGGCCUUCUCCUGUCUCGUCGUCCAUCUGCAGACAUGUUUGCACACAGGCUCUUGUACAGGCGUCAGAACCAACUCCUCUGCCCCCCAAGGCUGUGCCCCUGUGGUUUGCAGUCACCCCCGCCCCAGGCACUCACCCCUUUCUCCUCUCUGGAGUUCAGCCAGGCUGCCCUGGAGGAGUCCGGUGUGCCCUCCUUUGCCAGAGAAGCAGGAAGGUAGGCGUGCCCCAAGCCCUGAGGAUGAGCAGAGGGAGGUCUGCAGGGCGAGAGGGAAAGAAAAUGAACUUCAUGACUUUCAUGGACGAUCCGUCUCUUUUCCCCCGAUUGCACAAACCACAUGGACUUCUGGCGUGGCUGUGGGGAGCAACAUUGGUUUACUCUUAUAUCCUUAAAAAGUUACAAAACUGUGUCCUAAGAGAAUUAUUUAUAGUGACUAUAACUGAAUUGACAAAUGUCAACAUAACUGAUAAAUUAUAUUUGGUAAAAUAAAGAGGACGU